This is a messenger RNA of Daucus carota subsp. sativus, 1310 nucleotides long. Its product is annotated as zinc finger protein 8. Bases 226 to 915 code for a protein of 229 amino acids. Gene Ontology annotation, molecular function: DNA-binding transcription factor activity. Gene Ontology annotation, biological process: response to gibberellin; trichome differentiation; trichome morphogenesis. The transcript has a single exon. The record is from RefSeq and is a predicted model, not a curated record. NCBI's taxonomy places the organism in Eukaryota, Viridiplantae, Streptophyta, Magnoliopsida, Apiales, Apiaceae.
CUGAAACAUAAACUUAUUUUAAUUUCAAGACAAGUCUGCUCUAAUUAUCCUUAACCAUCUAUCCACCAGCUUACUACUCAGUUGCCCCACAGAACUCUCUUCCUAUGCACCCUUCAAACAACUCUUCACCCCUCAUACUUUCUCAUUCUCAUUGCCCCUUUUCCCUCAUACUUUCUCAUUCUUAAUUUCACAACCUAAUUAAUUACUGAAGUAGCCAUAUUUCUCAUGGAGAAUUCGGAUCAAGAGAAGGAGACCCGUGACUUCAUGAAUGUACAAUCUUUCUCUCAAUUGCCUUUCAUUCGACCACUCAAAGAAAAAGGAAUUCGGCUAUUUGGAAAAGAAUUUGGCGGCAAUGGAAAUGAUGUUGAAGAAUCAAAUUCUGUCGAGAUUAUUACUGAACCGGAGUUGAGUUGUCCAACAAAAGAGCACGAAAAUGGAGAAAGUAACAGAAAAUUCGAGUGCCAUUAUUGUUGCAGAAACUUCCCUACUUCACAAGCUUUGGGAGGCCAUCAGAACGCUCACAAGAGAGAGCGUCAAGAGGCCAAAAGAGCACACUUACACUCCGCUUUGGUUCAUAAUGGUUAUCAAGAUGCAAACAUGUACGGAUUGAUGAAUUAUAAUCGCUACGCUCCAUCACCAGCAGCAGCAUUGCCAUAUAACCAGAGCAGGCUUUAUCGAGGCCAGAGCUCUUAUUCUCCACGGCAGCAACCAAUUACCGCGAAUGCCUUGGCAUUGUGGAGACCUCCAUCAGUAGUGCACAACUCACCAGGCUAUAAUAAGGAGCCGCCACCAUUGUUUGCAAACCAUGAGAUGAAAGCAUUUCAGAAUAGUGGAAGCUCUAGUUCGCAGAGGCGGUACGUUUACGAAUCAAAGGCAAGUGUGAAGGACCCUGUGAGUUUAGAUCUACGUCUGUAGUCACUUGACUUCUAAUUAUCAUAGAUAUAUUCAUGUUAAAAUUAAACUCUUUAAUUUGAUGAAUUUACACUAGAUACAUAUAUGUAGUGGCUACCCUGAUAACUUCAUCAGCAAUAUUUCAGUUAAUUCAUAUCACAUAAGUCACGUUAAGUCAUAAGUUCAGCCAAACGGGCUCUAUGUCCUUCUAUGGGGCUACUGAAUUACUACUCCAAUCAGGAUACAUGUUUUCAGCAACAAAAUUAUGUAUAAAGGAUACCAAAAAAGAAUUUUACCAUAACAAGGCUCCAACAUUUACCGUUAUUUGUUGGACGGGCUGAACUUGACCAAAGGGCUACAAUGUGAAACCCUCUUGAAGAAACAAAUGCAAAUUGCCCUGGUUUCAAAUUAUUGGUUCU